Scleropages formosus (Asian bonytongue) is the source of this 1092-nucleotide messenger RNA. RefSeq names its product anti-apoptotic protein NR13-like. Gene Ontology annotation, biological process: release of cytochrome c from mitochondria; intrinsic apoptotic signaling pathway in response to DNA damage; extrinsic apoptotic signaling pathway in absence of ligand. Gene Ontology annotation, cellular component: mitochondrial outer membrane. Lineage: Eukaryota; Metazoa; Chordata; Actinopteri; Osteoglossiformes; Osteoglossidae. The record is from RefSeq and is a predicted model, not a curated record. The transcript has 2 exons. Bases 260 to 829 code for a protein of 189 amino acids. Gene Ontology annotation, molecular function: BH domain binding.
UUGCGGUAAAGGAGUUGAAUCCUUUAAGUGCGUUGAAUAAAAACAAAGUAUUAAUCGCAGGUUUUGCUACUGAUGAUUAUAUCAGAGUGCAAGGGGCCGUUGCUGUGUUAACAUGGUAUACAGCACACAAGGUGAUCUUGUAGUAAUUUUAAGCGCGUAACUGAAGUGUUUCCAGUAGCUGGCGUUAAGUAUUGUGCCGAGGAAGCGUAGCCAGCAUUAAAGCCACUGUGCGUUGUGCUUUUUUGUGUUUUUGUAGAAAAUGUCCAGCCCAUUGGAGAGGGAGACCUUGCUGGUGGCAAAGGAUUAUGUGGGUUUCUGCACUGGGAUCCGGCAAGACCCUCCAAGCGAGUCAGCCAAAGCCAUGAGACAACUGGCGAAGCAAACGGAGAGGCAACAUCGGUCAACAUUUCAAACCUUAGUGCAGAACUUCUUGGACAACUCUGAACCCGACUUCCUGACCAGUCUGAAGCAGACCAUGGCAGCGCUGGCGCAUGACGGACAGUUGAACUGGGGAAGAGUCGUAGCGCUUUUUGCAUUCGCAGGAAUGCUAGCGAGCGAGCUCUCAUCCCGGGGAGUGGACGUCAGCAACAGAAGGUUAGCGGAGACGAUCGCUCGCUACCUCAGCGAGGAGCACGGAGAAUGGCUUCUGCACAACGGUGGCUGGGUCGGCUUCCUAUCCUUUUUCCACAUGGUGAGAGGUGCGGACUUGGGGUUGUUCCUGAGGAACGCUUUCUUUGCAGUCUCCGUUGCGAGCAUUGCAGGGAUAGCCGCCCUUCUUCGCCCUGGAAGACUUCCUCUGGGGUCCUUGCUUCGGCUGUUUUUUGCCUGAAGGAUCAUGUUCUGAUCCUAGCAAAAGUCAAAUGUAUUCGUUGUCAUAAUUGUUUGUUUUUUUUUUUUUUAAUUCUUGAUUUCUGACCAGUUUUGGAAUUUUUUAUGACGUUCUAGUUCCAGCUUUAACUACUAUGGUCAAAAUCAGCUGGCAUUAGUCAAGCAGCUUUCCUGUAUUUUCCCUGCAGAUGUAUAUAUUUCUUCACUUGUUAUUCUUUUUGAUUUAAUUAAAAAAUUAGCCCAUUAAGAGACUUGUGUGCUCAU